AUGGAUGGUAUUUACCCUAUUCGGGUACUAGGGCUUGUGGUAGAAUCAUUUGUGAUUCCAAUGCGGGAAUUGUUAAAUGUUUUUCCAAACACUACUGCCUAUCCCUUUGUGAUUGAACAAAACAGAAGACAGAUAGGGGACGAAGUGGGAGCCGGUGGAGUAGGGCAGAAUGAGUUCAAUUGUACGAUCUUAGGCAAAAUCGGUGAAGGCACUUACGACCUCAUCUUCCUCGUCCGAACCGAAUCCCCUGCUGUCACUCACUCCAAAUUUGUUGGCAUAAAAAAGUUCAAGCAAUCCAAGGACGGCAACGACAUCUCCCCCACCGCCAUCCGCGAAAUCAUGUUGCUGAAGAAGAUUACACAUGAGAACGUCGUUAAGCUCAUCAACAUACACAUCAACCACGUCAACAUGUCUCUCUACCUCGCCUUCAAUUACGUCGAGCACAAUCUCUAUGAAAUUAUUAGGCAUCACAUGGACAAACUCAACCAUUCGAUUAAUCAAUACACUAUUAAGUCUUUGCUAUGGCAGCUGCUCAAUGGACUAAGCUAUCUGCAUAGUAUUGGUUUCCUGAAUAUAAGAGAUACUAACAUGCAGGUUGUUGUAACCAUUUGGUAUCGUGCACCUGAGUUGCUUCUUGGAGCAAAACAUUAUACCAGUGUUGUUGAUAUGUGGGCUGUGGGAUGCAUUUUUGCUCAGUUCUUAACCUUGAAGCCACUAUUUCAAGGGGUAGAAGUCAAAGCUACAUCAAAUCCCUUUCAGCUUGAUAAACUUGACAAGAUAUUUAAGAUUUUAGAUCAUCUCACAUUAGAAAAGUGGUCUUCCUUAGCAAGUCUUCCACAUUGGCAACAAGAUGUGCGACAUAUACAAGGACACAAAUAUGACAAUGUCGGUCUCUAUAAUGUUGUGCACCUGUCUCCAAAAAGCCUUGCAUAUGACCUCUUGUCAAAGAUGCUUGAGUAA
This is a messenger RNA of Glycine soja, 960 nucleotides long. RefSeq names its product cyclin-dependent kinase E-1-like. The transcript has 9 exons. Gene Ontology annotation, cellular component: nucleus; mediator complex. Gene Ontology annotation, biological process: protein phosphorylation. Lineage: Eukaryota; Viridiplantae; Streptophyta; Magnoliopsida; Fabales; Fabaceae. The record is from RefSeq and is a predicted model, not a curated record. Gene Ontology annotation, molecular function: cyclin-dependent protein serine/threonine kinase activity; RNA polymerase II CTD heptapeptide repeat kinase activity; ATP binding. The coding region runs from base 1 to 960 and encodes 319 amino acids.